Sugiyamaella lignohabitans is the source of this 702-nucleotide messenger RNA. It is a transcript of the gene AVL9, whose product is annotated as Avl9p. The transcript has a single exon. The coding region runs from base 1 to 702 and encodes 233 amino acids. The record is from RefSeq and is a predicted model, not a curated record. Lineage: Eukaryota; Fungi; Ascomycota; Dipodascomycetes; Dipodascales; Trichomonascaceae. Gene Ontology annotation, cellular component: cytoplasm.
AUGCAUUUACUUGCAUCUGUAAAGUACGACACAUAUUUGACCAAGAUCGGUUCAAAGCCAGCUCCAAUGCUCGCUCGUGACAUUACCGGAAAUCCGCUUACUUUGUACAACAAUAACUGGGCAAAGGAGUGGAAGAUGUCGAACAAUUACAGAAUUUUCAACAAGUUUACAGACGAGGAAUUAUUCGAUAUUAUUGAACCCAAACAUCUUGGGGAAUCCUUGUCGUCCAAUGGAGCCAAUGCGCGUGAAGGAAUAGCGAAGAGUGUUUCUAAAGUGUUUGGCAAUUUGUGGGGAACAAGUCCUACGGGCACAACUCAAGCAUCUCGUAGCCCAACCCCUAAAAACGAGGACAAUACGUCCAUUACAGGUGAAACAUCAGAUGGUAGUGACUCCAAGUCGCUAGCUGAAUCAGUAGAGACAACCAGCCAUAAGUCGCAAAAGUCAAUGAGCAGUACAGUGUCUUCUACGGCCGAACAGCCCAGUCAGGAAGGAUAUUUCGCUGGAUUAGCAAGAUGGGCGGCAAGACGUAGGCAAAAGGUAACUUCACCACAACCAAAUGAACGUGCUGAGAGCAUAGUUGAAGAACAGUCUACAGCUGAGGAUGAGAGUGUUUCAACUCCAACUGAUGCCACUGCUACUACUUCAGAUCCUUCCCUGGAAACUGGUACUACCAACCAGAGUACUAAUGAUAGAAAUGCAUAA